AUGGAUCCUUCUACCCCGCCAUCCCAGGCUCGAGCGAGCCAUACCUUUGUCCCACCACCUUUAGAUGGUUCUCUGUCGCUUCCCGAGAUAUACGAUUAUAAUGCGAUCCACAGUCCGGACCACCUCGUGUUCGUGUACGACGACGACAAUGACGGCGUCAAGAAACUUGUCUGGUCAGAACUGGGCCAGGCAAUGCACAGAGCCGCGUCGGUAGUACGGAGGAAUCUGAAAGAGCAGCAUCGCAGCACGUCGACAGUAGUCGCAAUACUGGCGAAUGUAGCAGACAUCUUCAGUUACUUUACGACGAUAAUGGGUAUCCUACGCGCUGGCCACCAGGCAUUCCCUAUAUCGAUCGUGACCACGACGCCUGCUGGUAUCGCCCAUUUGCUGCAGCAUACACGCGCCAAAUACCUGCUCGUCGGCGUUGAUCCGGUGUCACAAUCCUUAGCCUGUGCCGCACUCCAAGUGCCGUCCAUUGGCGGGACUAUUGGGGAUAACGUUAAAGCCGUUCCAAUGCCCUCCUUCGAGGAACUAUUCUCAGAACCCGAAUACGAGCGCGAACCCGUGCCUCCAAUUCAUCCGCGACAGACUGAUCCAUGCCUCAUAUUGCCAUCUUCUGGUACAACCGAGUUCCCUAAACCGAUUAUCAUAACACAUCAUGCUAUGCUGCAAUGGAAUUGGGUUCCAUAUUGCGGUAGAACGGACCUCUGUGGCCAUCUGCUUUCGGCGCAUGCUUUGGCGAUGACUCAUAUCUUGGGCGCUACCAUGCUGUCAUGGACGGCUAGUACGGGUAUAGCGGUGGCGGGAUUUUCACCAUGGCGCAGCCCUGCACCUCCUGAUGCGGAUGCCAUGAUAUCUGGUGUCGUCAAGACGUCAGCGACAUUGUUGUGUACAGCCCCCUCACUGUUAGAGACGUGGGCCAGGAAUCCUGUCCAUGUUUCAGCAUUGAGAAAACUGUUUGCUGUUACCUAUGCCGGUUCAGCUUUGGACAGACAAAUUGGAGACUUUCUUGCAAGCCAUGGCGUGAAAUUGGUCAAUCUCUAUGGAUCAACAGAAGUUGGUUGUGGUUCUGAGUUCAUUCCGGGUAAACAUCUAUCCCCAUUAUCUAUGCUAGCAGCAGCUGAUUUCUGUAAGAAACUCUCCGGCUCUCGUAUACGCAUUCUGACAGCCGUAAUACAUUCAUCAGAGCAAGCGAUAUCAAAGCAUCCGAUGAUUGAUCGUUGUGUAAUGUUCGGGAAGGGAAGGCCUCAUCCGGGGCUUGUUGUUGAGCCAUCUCGAGAAUAUGCAGUUGAUAUCAAAGAUGGGGAUCUUGUCAGUGAGUACGUUGACGCCAUAUGGCCUCAUGUGGACGAGGUCAACAGCUCCCUACCGGAGCACUCAAGAAUGACAAGAGAAAUGAUUAUUAUUACCGACCCGGCGAAGCCCUUCCAGUACUCCCAGAAGCUGACUCUGCGAAAGUUUGCAGUUUUGCAGGAUUACAAUGAUGAGAUAAACCAGGCUUAUCGGUCUACAGAGGUAGCCCAGCCUUUGCAUCGUCCUGAGAUGUGGGAUCAAGAGCAUUUCUUGAAGCUUGCGAGAGCGGCUGUCGAGAAGUAUAUGCCAUGCUCGCUCAAGGAUGAUGAUGACUUGUUUCAGGCCGGAUGCGACAGCUUGCAGGCAACAUGGAUCCGAAAUAUGAUCUUCCAUUUCCUCCAUCGAUCACUAAAAAUAUCGACCAGGAAUAUACCCCAUACGCUCGUGUACUCCAACCCGACUAUCCAACGAUUGGGCACCUACAUUUGGCAGGUGAUCCAGUAUGGCCAAGCCUCAGUCGCUCUGUCGACGCUUUCUGGCAAGAUCGCGGAGAUGGAGGCGUUGGUUGGGAAGUACACCACUGACUUUCCCGUGCAUCGUCCGGGUCCGAGUCCGAGUGGGGGAGGGAACGACGUGGUUCUGGUGACAGGAACCACGGGAGCCUUGGGAGCGUAUAUUUUGGAUUCGCUGAUCAAUGACCCCACGGUCACGCGUGUGUAUGCGCUGAAUCGCGGGGACACGAAGGGUGCGAGGUCGGUGUACAUCAGACAUGUGGACAGUUUCCGCGAGAGAGAUCUGGAUUGGACUCUAUUGAACUCGGAUAAGCUGGUUUUGCUUGAGGCUGAUUUGACGGUGGAGGGCUUAGGCCUUGAGGGGCAGGUGUAUGAGGAGAUCCGGAGGGAUGUGACGUGCAUCAUUCAUAGUGCCUGGCUUCGGAACUAUGCUGUUUCAUUGUCGACUCUGGAACCUUUAAUUUCCGGAACGCGAAGAUUAAUUGAUUUAGCGCUGGGCUCGCCCCAUUCUGCACCGCCGACAUUUGUUUUCGUCAGUUCAUUAUUGGUUUUCAGGAGUAAGUGUGGCUCCUUGAUUGAUGCUGAGAAUUCGCGUCCGGCUACAGCAAUUGGCUGGGGAUACGCUGAGUCGAAGUGGGUAGCAGAGAGUAUACUGGCUAGGGCAGCGGAGACGACGCCAUUACGCGUCUCUGUGGCUCGUCUGGGACAGCUUAGUGGAGGGUCUAAUGGGUGUUGGAGUCCUAAGGAGUGGUUUCCCUUGUUGGUCAGAUCCGGUCAAGUUGUCGGUUGCAUACCGCAGCUUAAUGGCGUUCUCGGCUGGACGCCUGUCCAUCUAGCUGCCCGGGCUAUCGUCGAAGUGCGGCAUAGUGGUGAACCGUACAUGAAUAUGGGCCAUCCAAACCCUAUGGACGCAUUGGAGAUGUUCCGGAUGGUGAGUGAAGAGCUGGGUGUGCCUAUGGUGCCGUACCCCGAGUGGCUGGCUGCGUUGGAAGCGUCCGUGAGGUCUGGAGAGACGGCUAGUCAUAUACCGUCUCUGGCGAUGAUGGAGUUUUACCGGUCGGCUUAUAGACCGCUGGGGAGCCAGAAUUGCGAUGCGGUUGGAAUUACGCUGGGUGAGUCGGAGAGGGCGAUGUUUGCCUCGUCGUCGAUGCGGGGUCUUGUGGGGAAAACGGUUGGGAAGGAGGAUGUGGAUUUGUGGAUGAGGUAUUGGAGGAAAGUGGGGCUUCUUAUGGGGACGUGUUGA
Desarmillaria tabescens is the source of this 3048-nucleotide messenger RNA. RefSeq lists its product as uncharacterized. The record is from RefSeq and is a predicted model, not a curated record. Bases 1 to 3048 code for a protein of 1015 amino acids. The transcript has 15 exons. NCBI's taxonomy places the organism in Eukaryota, Fungi, Basidiomycota, Agaricomycetes, Agaricales, Physalacriaceae.